AUGUCAAGUUCAGUUGGCUCCAUGGAGUUGGAGAGCAGGAACGUCUUCAAUUUCAACUUGGCGUUGAAUGAAUCUCUUGUUGUCUCGGCUCCUACAGGCUCAGGCAAGACAGUUCUCUUUGAGUUGGCUAUUAUUCGACUUCUUACGGAAGCCGAAAAUGAUGUUCAUCAAGGAUCUGAGGCGAAAAUUGUUUACAUGGCACCAGUGAAAGCUCUAGUAAGCGAGAAGUACAAGGACUGGGUGGACAAGUUCUCGGUGAUCGGAGUGAGCUGCUUGGAAGUAACGGGUGACUCGGACUUCAUGAGUUUGGUGACAAUCAGGGAUUAUCAGCUGAUACUGACCACUCCAGAGAAGUGGGACUCUAUGACUCGGCUCUGGAAGAAGACUGACCACUUAGCAAUCAUACAGCAGGUCAGGCUGUUCCUUAUCGAUGAGGUGCAUUUACUGAACGAGGAGCGUCGCGGCUCCACCCUGGAAGCGGUGGUUUCGAGGAUGAAAACAGUGCAGAAAACGAAUGAUCGGUCGUCGCCAGGGGGUGUGAGGGGUCUGAGGUUUGUGGCUGUUUCGGCCACCAUUCCCAACGGGGAGGAUCUGGCAGUUUGGCUCGGAACUAAUGACCGACCGGCCCGAUUUGCUAAGAUUGGGGAAGACAUGCGCCCUGUGAAAUUGAAGAAAUUUGUCUUGGGAUAUCGAAAUGACGAGUAUAAAACAUCAUUUGCCUUUGAUAUGAGUCUCAGUUACCAUUUGAAGAAUGUUGUUCUGAAAUACUCCAAUGGGAAACCGACUUUGGUAUUCUGCAAUUCGAGAAAAAGCGUCCAAACUACAAGCUCUAUUCUUGUGAAGCAAGUCAAGUUCCAGACGGAGGGAGCGGACCGACAAAUUCUGAUAGAUGCUGCCAAUCAGAUCUCUGAUGUCACUCUUGCUGAUUUGCUGAAAGCAGGAAUCGGCAAUCACCAUGCAGGAAUGGCUUUGAAUGACAGAUCACUCGUUGAACAGCUUUUCAGAGAUGGCAAACUUCCUGUAUUAGUUGCUACAAGCACCCUGGCAAUGGGAGUGAACCUUCCCGCUCAUCUAGUGGUGGUGAAGUCGACCGAAUGCUACAUGCAGAAUGAAAUGAAGCCGUACACAGACGCCCAAAUCCUGCAGAUGAUCGGGCGAGCCGGCAGGCCUCAGUUCGACACCUCGGCAGUUGCUGUUAUCAUGACGAAAAUGGCCGACAAGGAGCGCUUCGAGCGCCUAGUAAGCGGCACCGAGCCUAUUGAAAGCACCCUGCACAAGAACCUGGCUGAGCUGCUGAAUGCAGAGGUGGUGCUUCGCACUGUGACUGAUGUGGCGGUGGCUGUCGACUGGAUCAGCUCCACCUACUUCUAUGUGCGCGCGUCCCGGUGUCCACAGCGCUACGGUCUACCUGUGCAUCUGCCCUUGGACGCGUUCCAUGCCCGCCUGCAUGAUAUGUGUAUGAUAGAGCUGAACGGUCUGUCUCGUCACAAAAUCAUCGAGAUGUCGGGUGGUUACGAUGUGAGUCCCACAGAGGAAGGCAGUCUCAUGGCCAGGUUCUACAUACAAUUCGACACCAUGAAGCAAUUCAUGCAGAUGAGGAGUGAUGAAUCGAUUGAAGGGCUACUUCAGCUGCUAUCCAAGAGCGGCGAGUUCGCAGACGUGCGUGUGCGAGUGGUGGAAAAACGGCUGCUCAAUUCGCUGAAUGGUACUAAGAAGGACGGAGAGAGAAUUCGAUUCCCCAUCAACGAGAAAAUAAAAAGCAAGGAGAUGAAAGUCAAUUGUCUGAUUCAAGCUACUUUGGAUGGUCGUCAAGUUUACGAUAAUGCGUUGAGCCAAGAGGCGAAACAUAUAUUGGGAACUGCUUCACGACUUUCAAGAGGCCUAGUGAUGCUAGUGUGGAACAGAGGAUACUUCCGUAGUCUGCUGAGCGCUCUCUAUCUCUCCAAAUCAUUGCACUGCAGCAUGUGGGAGAAUUCGACGUUUGUUUCGCGGCAACUGCCUGGCAUCGGGCCUGCCCUGUCCACCCUGCUUGUCAUGGCUGGUAAAACUACGUUUCGCUCCUUGCUGGAUGCCAAUCCUCGCGAUUUGGAAUCGAUUCUGAACAGAAACCCACCAUUCGGCAACAACCUGCAGAAAGACGUGAUGAGUCUGCCGAUGUAUGACCUGCGGAUUGUCGAACUCAGAGAGGAGAGCUCAGUCGAGGUGAAGCUGUCCAUCACGAACCGGGACACCGUCGAGGAGUUUGGCGACCUUGACCACAAGAGUGCACUAGUGGUCGGGGUGGGGGGAUCCUUCAAUAUAUUGCUGCACAAGGAGAAUAUCAGAGACCAAGCCUUGAUUCUAAGAGGUGGAGAGUAUUCGGUAAAACUUUCUCUUGCCAGUGCGGUUGACUUCAAUGAAGUUGAAGCACAUUUGAUUAGCACCUCAAUUGUUGGCUUGGAUGUAGUAACAAAGUUGAGACUGUCCAACUCCCCUCCCAGUCCCACUAGACAGAGACAGCAAAACGUGCAGACGUGUAUUGACAAGUACAUGAAGAUGAAGCGAAACAUUCCCAGAGAGAAAAGCCCCAAGAUAUGCAAAGUCGAUAAGAACGAGGCUAAGCGACAAUCGAAUCUCUCGUUCAACAUGGACAAAUUCGUUUGCCGAGCAAAAAGCAAAAAAAGUAUCACAGAGCUGUCUACAGAAACUGAGAGCGCUCAGGAAAUGAGAACGUCGCCUUUUAGCGACAAUUCGUCCCAUGAGAAGAGCGAACUCAGUGUGGAGGAAGGAAGUGGGGCAGGAGGAAAUGAGCAGAAACAAACUCGAAGUGAAAACUCAGUGAAACUAUCGUCUGGUCGUUCACACCGUGGCUUGGAUACCCCAAGUGACAUUGAUAGCGGGUAUAGUUCGGUACAAGUCCGCGGGAACAGUAACCGUUUCAUGACUGACAUUCAUAGAGAGGAGUCAAAAGAAAAUCACAUAUUUAACUCAAAUUCUUCGGUAACUAGUAGAGAUGACAACAAUACCCGUCAAUCAAAACCGGAAAUGGAUGUGGUGGAACAAAUUUGUAGCAAAUACAAGGGACCCAACUCCUUAUUUAAGUGGACUAAACGUAUUCCCAGAUUUUCCCAGCCUAAAAACGAACCAGCAAGAAGUGAUGACCAGUUAGAACCUACCUAUGAAGAAAAACUUGUACAGGGAAUUUGUGAUGAAGUAAGCAACAGAAUAAAGGCUCAGAAAAGUUUGAAUCCUUUGGGAAGGAAGGCUGCCAACUUACAUCCCGCUCGGAAAGCUCAGUCUACCUGUGGUACAACAAAGAUUACUGACUACUUGGAUAGAAGCUUCAGAAAUUUCAAGUCUGCAAGAUCCUUGUUCAAUGAUGGAACACCAAAGUCAACAAUAUCAGAACCUGUUCAUGGUGGGAGAGGUGGAGGAAUCUUGAGGAUUCACGAAAGGAGUGAAGAAACCAUUAGGAUGCGAAAGAAUGGUAGAGAAACUUUUAGGAUUCCUUCCAGAAAUGACAAUCAUAAAGGUACUUCUCUCGCCAGUGAUUCUCGAUCAUCAAGAUUAUCAAGAAAUGACUUUGAGGAGUAUAAUAGGUCAGUGAGUACCCGCAAGCCUCAAGAAUCUGACAUUGUAGAAUCCGAUGACAAGUCUUAUGAAGCAUCAGAUGACUCUGUGUUGAACAAUUAUUACAGUACGCCUACCAAUUCAAAUUAUAAAUUGUCCAAUUCGAUAGAUGAUAAUUGUUCCUCAGAUAGACGUUCCAAGUCUGAAGAGCAUGAAAUGUUCUCAUCAAAUUACAAGUCAAAUGGAGUUUCAGAUGAUUUUAUGAUCAGCAAUUACAAGAGACCUCCCUAUCAAGAACACUAUAGCUCUACUAACAGAGCUGAUACUCACGACAUGCAAAGCUACAGAUUCACUAGCAAGUCUGAAACUGAAAUGCUAACAAAUGAUUCUCCAGCUAGAAUUUCAAGACCUCCCCGAUCAAACGUUCCAAGACCUCUAUCAAAUGAGAUAGUGCUGGCAGAUUGCCCAGUAGUUAUCAGCAGGAUUUCAAGACCCCAAGUAGAUAGAAGGCAGUCACAAGAUAAUGGCGGUUUCAGGGUACCAGAAGAUUUCCCAAAUGAAAUAAAUAUGGAAGAACCAAUUGCCCUCACCAGGAUGUCUAGAGCUCGAGUUAAUGAUGAGAAAUCAAGAGAUUUUGGUGAGUUUACAGUAUCAAAAACACAAAAACAAAAAGCUCUGGAGAGUGAUUCUUCAAUAAUUGAUACCAAUGGCACAAGCAAAGUUAAAGUGAUUGAUAUAAGUUGUUCUGAAGAAUCUUCUGAUGAGAAGACUGCAUCCAGUGUCGCUUCUGAUAACAAAAAUAUAUCAGGUAUGAAAAUGCUAUCAUCAGGCCUACCUGACAAAAUUGAAAAGGGUUGUGAGGAUACAUAUCCAGUAGCAACACCUGAAGAAAAGAAUGUAGAAAAUUCAGAAUCUGUUCACGAAAAAAUCAUGACAAGCACAACUCAAUCAGCUCCGCGAUUUGUUCCGGAAAUCUCAAUAGACCCAGAAGAUGUUCAAGCUACUACACAAAUCGUCGAAAAUUUUGGGUUGAGAAAUACAAAGUUUUAUCCCAUUUUCUCGAAGAGAUUGAAUACAAUGCUUGAGUCAAGCAAGAGCUUGCUGCCUGAAACAAAUAACUAUUCUGAUGAGAAAUUGGAUAUUUCUCCUGAAAACUUGCAGGAUAAAGAAUGUGGAGAUACCAUUGGAGUAGAAAAUGAGGACAGGCUCUCUCAACAAUCUGUUGGAAGAGUCAAAAGCUUGGAAGAUUCAACAACUGAUUUAAGAGAGAUGAUGGAUAACUAUGAUGUACACUUUUCCAAAAAAAAAUCAGGUUUGAGAAUUCUACAGGAUUCAGACAUUGGUUCUCAGAAGAUAUUGAGCUACAAUGAAGCACAAUUGUUUCAACAAUCUGGUUUCAGACCUGUGGAAGACUCACCAGUUGAUUUACACAAUAUAUUGGGCAACGAUAGUGAUACAAAUGAAAGAAUCCAUGCUCCUAGGUUGAACUCAAAGAAAAAUGACACUCCAGUUCCCAAUUCAAAUCAAGACGAAAUAGAUCCUUCCUCAUAUCAACAACAUGUUGUUGAAGCUGAACAAACUGAUACAUUCCCUCAAAACUGUUCUCAACCUACUUCAAAUUGCAUACAGUCUCAGACUAAGGCAGAAAAGCAAGCCGUUCAAACCACAUAUUAUAGCAAAGCCACGCAAUCGUUAAAAGUUGUGAUGGGGGAAGUUGCAAAUUAUGAUGAUUCUUAUUAUUCACUGAGUAUGGAUGCUAUACGUGGUCAACCAUCUCAUGAACAGAAUCUUCCAAGAGUUGAUCACAGCUCAUUCCAACAAAAUCCUUACCCCAAGACUGAAGGAAGAAAUGUAAAUAAUUGGCAGACGAAUAAAAUUACUGAGAUAGCAAGUACCCCCCAGGACAUAGAGGUUGCAACGUAUUUGCACAGUAACACAGCCACUGAAGGUGUGAAUUACACAGAUCUCCCAAGAUAUCCUAAAGAGUUUCAAGUUGAUAAAAAUAAAACAUUCCAAAAUAAUGGAACCGCUUCAAAUCUUUCGAGAUUAUCUAAACAAUCUGCAGUUUAUACUCGCGUUGAUAACAACGAAAAUAUAGAAAAAUCUAAUUUUAGAAAUGCACAGGUGCAAAACAAUAAAGAUUAUGGAAUGAAGAAAUUCAAUGAAGAAAAUAAUUAUGACAGAUAUGAACGUUUUGGGCCCAAAAUACAGUACCAUGCUUCAGACUCUCUCUCCAGUUACACCAACGAGACUCAAAUGAGUAGAGUAUCACCUAAGAUUUUACCAGACAAAUCUCAGGGACCGUUCGACUACAAUAAUCAAUAUCAUACAAAAAAUCAUUGGAAUGUAGAGAAAGAUGAUAUGAAACCGUGGCAGACUUUAUCUCAAGAGAGUUGCCUCAUGCUUGACCAAACGGUCCAAAUGAUCAAAAUGGAUGAUUUUGAGAACGGUUAUUUCACAACAGAGGAAAAACAAUAUGAGCACAACCCAAAUAACGUUCGUGAAGAUGCUCGUAAAGUUGUCAAUGGCGCAGACAAUACGACCAGACCAGCAAUAUCAGCAAACCAUUGCUCCAAUGAUAACUAUCGCCAUAAAUCCCAACCCGGACACGAAUUUCAGCCAAAUAACCUGAAAUCAGAUUCGCCUAUUAGCUGUUCCGAGUCUCACGACAACGAAGAGAGAAUCAUGAAUACGCCCUCCAAUCACCAACUAAAGAACGUGGAGACUAUCGAGAAAUGCCAGAGAUAUUUGAGAAAUCAACAAGAAACUAAAAACAAAUAUACGGAAAACAAAUCUGAAUCUUUGAAUUAUAAAGAAGAUAUUGACGAUGAGGAUGAACUCCUUAUCUGGGAUGAUAGUAGAUCUAGGUACUUCUCGUGUAAGGAAGGAAAAACCAGUAAGGGUGAUGAGGGGUAUCAUCCAAGUAUGAUAUCUUCGAAUACUUCAAGUUUAAAACGGGAGCUAAUCGAUCUCUCAAGCACUGCCAACCAGCAUGGAAUACCACUAGCAAAUUUCAACGCAACAAACAUGUCAAAACUCUAUGUGGAAACCUACGAUCCAGAAAACCUGGUGAUAUCUCAAGAGCAAUUCUCCCCACCCAUUAUGAACUCAAAUAAUAAUAGCUUUGAGGUCUCCGAUAACCUUCUGGAACCUGGUUCAAGUUUCUGUUCUCAAAUAAAAUUGGAAGAACCCGAUUACAAGUUGGAGACAUCUGCUUUGAAAAUGUUGGAGAGGUGUGAUAGGAAGUCGCCAAUUGAGAGGUUUGGCGGUUGUAGAUUGCAGGUGAUUGGAGGAGCAUGUGGAUAUCACACGAGUACAAUGCGUCAGGGUUUGUUGAAGACAUCUUCACAUAUGCACUAUGCUUGUGGCUCCAGUGAUCCCACAUCAAGAAACAGCAACCCAGUCUGUUCAGGAAGACGGGACCUCACCAGCGCAUGUCCACCCAAACAAAGCUGCCCGUGCUUCGCAACCAGCCACCGCCACAACUAUUUCGCCGAGUCAGCACCACCCUGCUCUCUCACCUCUUCCGGCUGCCACGGCGCAUGCGCGAACAGAUGCAAUGACGUCAUCAGGACGCAGCAGCCAAUGGGAUGCAGUUGUUACAGCUGUGGCAGUCGGACCCGAAGCCAGUGCUGUGCUACGUCAUCACAAGUAAAGCGCAGCUGUUGUGGGGAUGGAGGCCACAGUCAAGUGGGAUAUGGACAUUCAGGUGUCCGAGACUUCAUUUCAGCUGGAGAGCUGCAAGCCAGAUCCAAUUCAAAUCUGACGACCCCAUCCUACCUUCUCUCUUCCUCAGCGGCACCCUCCACAUGCGGUUGCUCCAACUGUGACAAGUUGUCACAAUCCCUAUCACAGAACAACUUCUAGGGGCCACAACUGGUAACUUUGUUGGAAAAUAGUUUAUUCACCCUUACAACUCACAACCACAACCGUUCCAGGCCUUUGAACUAUAAGAUUUGUUAGUAAAUUGGGUCACUUAUAGCUUCACAUUACAUUAUAACUUCACAUUGAUUGUAGAUAAAAUUAGUUGUUUAUAAUCAAGUUAUCAGAGGGACUCUCAACUAUCAACUUCAUUGGAUAAUAGUUUUUCAUAGCCUUUCUCAAUAGCCACUGAAAUUAUGAUUAAUUAAAUAAUUGAUCGUUGUUCAAUGACGUAGUAGAACCUAGUUAUUAUUUUAUUAGUUGAGUAAGUAAUUUUGUUAUCAAUUAAAGAACCGUGAGUUCAAACCUUGAAUGAACUGUUAAUGAAUACGUUGGUCAUAAAUACGUUGGAAUUAUAAGUGGAUACUCUGAAUAAUUAAAUAUCCAUCGGUUGGUUAAUAUAUAUGAUAG
Molecule: messenger RNA, 7881 nt
Organism: Nilaparvata lugens (brown planthopper)
Lineage: Eukaryota; Metazoa; Arthropoda; Insecta; Hemiptera; Delphacidae
Exons: 21
Coding region: 1-7416 (2471 amino acids)
Molecular function (GO): nucleic acid binding; ATP binding
Source: RefSeq, a predicted model, not a curated record